Molecule: messenger RNA, 2605 nt
Organism: Procambarus clarkii (red swamp crayfish)
Lineage: Eukaryota; Metazoa; Arthropoda; Malacostraca; Decapoda; Cambaridae
Source: RefSeq, a predicted model, not a curated record
CUCCAACCCCUUAGCGACUUUUCAUCGGCUCUCUAAAUGUGGCUUCCCUUAUUCCUUGGAUGUGCCAGCAGCAGCCUCUGGCCAAGAGACCCACAAUAGUAGCAGUAGUGCUGACAGAGGCGUCACACUCUCCGUCCUCAAUCAACGUGAUGGAUUCCUCAUAUUUCACAAGGUGUUCCCGGUAUGGGAGUACUGGGCACACUGGGCCGACCUGGAAUGGCAUCUGGCACGCGUGUCAGCUGACCGGCUCGUAGUUAUGGCAGUGUCAGCUUCUGGUACAGUGGGGCUAAGAGGCGCUGCCCUCCGCCUUGCCCAACUCGGUUCUCUCUUCGCUCUCCACCUGCCACCCACUGCCCACUGGACAUGGGUCUUCAUUAAAGGUGGCCGCACCAUCUCUGAAACAGCUAUUCUCAGGGGAAGUGCAACUCAACAUGCCCAUCUCUUGCUUCCACUUUCGGACAUACCAAUGCCUGGCAGUAACAGUCAGGUAGAACAGCAACGUUGGGAAUACUGUACUCACCAUGGUACCAUGGGUGGUCUGUGUGAUGAGAUCUCUCCCGAUCCUUUGCCUAUACCCACUCCUCUUCCUCUUCUCAACCAGGAUGCCAUAGCCGAAGUGCCCAUUAUCGUGACCGGCGGCAAGCGUCACCAGUAUCUAUAUCACGCCCUCACUACUUUACUGGUCGCUCCCGGGGCUCGUCGGUGCAACCUACUGGUGGUGCUGGGCGAUGCACCACUUGCCACAACUCAGCUUCUACAUCUCCUGAAUAUUUCCUUCACUACACUUCCCAUAUAUGGCCAUGCCAAUAACAAGCUUUUCCAUUACUAUCAAGGAGUCUUCCGUCUCAUAGCUGAUAGAUUUCCCAACGCUACGGCCGUAAUUCUACUCGAUGAAGACAUCGAAGUGUCUCCUGACUUCUUCGCAUUCAUGAGCCAGACUCUGUGGCUGCUAAAAUCCGACCCCUCACUAUACUGUAUUAAUGCUUUCUCGGCCGGAGGCUUCCAGGGUUUGGCAUACGAUAACAGGCGGGUGCUUCGUGGGUCGGUGCAGGUGGAGUGGGGCUAUGGCAUUACACUUGACUUUGUAAGAGAAGCCCUCGCCGCGUGGGAGCAGAUGACCACUCCUAACACUCUCCUCUACGACUUCUGGCUCUACAUGAAUAUGCGGAAGGGCCGCGAAUGCGUUUUCCCAGAGGUAAGCCGAACCCUACACUUCGGCAUGGGCGUCAACACAAACGCAUUCCUAAAGGAGAAGGGUCCCCUAAUGAUGCCUCUGGUUAAGCUAGGCCCCAUACUGUUACACGAGGUGUGGCGGCUGCGGCUGCCUACCUGGAUUCAGGACCUCACCCGCAAUAUAAGUGCUGCCACCCCUCUUACAGGCAAUCCAUGCAGUGACACCUUUCUCCCAAAGUCCCCAUCCAUGUUUUCACUUUACGUCUUUUACUACAGGCUGGAUUUCCUAAAGGAUGGGGAUGGGCUGCCAGACCCCUUCCAGUUGUUUAAUGUGGCAGAAUGCCUCGGGAUGUGGUCCAUGUCUGAGCAAGGACAUCACCAGGGAGUACACGUAGUGAGGUUCUCCAGCAGCGCCACUCUCUACCUGGUGGGGGUUCCCUUCUCACAGUAUUCUCAUCUCCGACCCAUCACCAUUCCGCUGUGGGACGUCGACACCAUCUCCGACCAUCAGUUUGAGCUUAUGGGGAACUAUACACAGAAACACUACAACAGAAUGAUCAAAAUCGCCAAUGAAUACAUGACAUCGGAGAUGUUGCUCGAGGUACUGUCGACACCUGACUGAAAAAGCAGCUGUUUGAUGCAUGGCUGAGCCACUGUCAUGGAUUUUGACCAAAACUCUACGUAUUUAAGUGGUUUUGCAAGAAUGUAUUACUUAAUUUUAAAAAAGUUAUAAUAUAAUCCUACUAUACCUUUUUGUAAAUAAAUAGGUGAAUGCUUGUACCUGUCACACCUCUCAAUAUGAGUUUGGCAUAUUUAUUACAAGAGGGUUACCCUGGUGUUACUCGGAUGAUGGAGGCCACAUCUUCACUAAAAACUAUUUUCAUCACUGUAACCAUCUUUACUACACUCAACCAUCCUCAUUGAAACCAUUUUCACUACACACGAUCUGUGUAGUUCCCCAGGCGGGCCGGCCGUCUGGCCGCCCGGCCACCCGGGUUGACCUCAAACCAGUCAGGUGAGAUCAGGUCAAUAAUAUAUUAUAAUAUAACGUUACAACGAAGAUUAGAGUGUUAUCAGCCUACCAAAUAGACGUAGGAAGUCGAUUUAUUAAGGAGGAAUGUCGCAUAUUGAAAUUUAAAAUGUAUUGAAAAAAGGGUAUAUUAGUAAAUUUUUUUUGCCUUGUAUAUGAGGGAGAGAACUGAUGCUAAUAAAUAUGUGGUGUGUUAAUGAAAGGUGAAUAUAGGAUUGUUAUGGUACAUUCAACCAACGGUAAAUUAAAUAAACUGCUGUCGGAAAACCCGACACCAUUUACAAGUUUUAAUACAAUAUGCAGAUAAUAUUACUGUUGUUUUGUAAUAACAAAUUAACCCUAGAAAUAUCGCUUUAAUCACUCAUAGAAACUGAGGCACAGUGGAAAUUUCCUCUGUAGAAA